UUCCCAGAGUCUGGCCCAUCUUAGGUCUGGCCUUUUUCGGCUCCGCGGACAAUAUUACGGUUUUAUUAGGAGCUAUUAACUAUUGUUAAAAGAAAACUCAGAUUCUCAGUUGAUUCAGUAACUGUCAUAUUUCUUUCACUUAUUGAAACCAGAUGUUACCAGAUGAAUUUUCUGGAUAAUUGCAUCUACCUGGGGAGUAACCAACGUAAAGACAAUAAGCGUGCUCAACUACAAUGUAAGGUAGGCAAAUGGUGCUCUUCAAAGCUAAAGUAGCUCCUCAGGUAUAAUUUUCGGAGCCAUUUCUCCUUAAAAUAAAAGUGAGAAGUGUAUAAGACUCUACUAAAUAGGUAGCUUUUUUUACUGGUACUUUGCGAAAGUCAAAGUUUUCCCACCUUUGCACUGUUUGCCAUUGCGUUAAGCCAAAGAUGAAAUUAGUUUGCCCAUUUAGGAGACAACCUUUCCAUUACCGGCGUCAUUGAGUGACAAAAGUUCCAAAAAUCUUCAUUCUAAACCAGGUAGUCUGACAGUAGUAACAAUUGACCAUUAAGUUGUUCAUGUUAAUUCAUUUGUCAAUUGUUAUAAUGAUUCUGAAAAUAAAUGCAAAACAUCACGAUAAAUCAAUAUAUCUUUAUUAAAAAUGAUUAGUUAAAUAUUCAUCAAUUACAUGGAUGCUACUGAAAUGAUUGGAUUCCUUGCCGAAAUCAAAAAUUCAAACGUGUGAUCAAAAAAGAUGGAGUCACGGCUGAGUCAGAGUGUACGUUGUGAUGCGUUCACGUCAAAACAUUUCACAACAGGUCGUGAUAAGUUCAAAUAGAUACGCAGUAAGGUACACUUUGAGGAAAGAACUUGAUACAAAAGUAAAAGGUUUUAGAAUUCGUACCGUAUUUAUAAAAUUCAGGAUCACUAUUUUCUUUUUAAAAUUUUUGUUUUGUAAUAUUUAAUGGAUCACUAGUGCGACAAAAAGGGCAUAUUGAACAAGUUUUUCAACAUCAUGUCAUGAAUGUAAUUUUUUAAAUCAUUAAAAUAAAAUAUUAAAAAUGAUGUUGAUACUACUAAUUUUAAUGGCAGUAUUUCGACCAUUGACAUGUUGCUGGGAUGACUUAGAUAGUAAUUAUAAUUACAUCAAAUUCAUAACAGUUGAAGAAGGAGAUUCAUUAAAACUUGCGUGUUAUGAUAGUGGUGAUCCCCAUUUACCUAUUAAAUGGUAUAGAGAACCAACACGAAGGAAUUUCACUUUACCGAACGGUGAAUUACGUUGUGAAUGUGGCAAUGUUCUAGAGUUUCCAUCCAUCACUAAAAAUCAACGAGGGAGAUAUUUUUGUAACAUUGACAGUAUACCGCUGAGUACUUCCAGGUACAUUAAAGUUAAUGUCAAUUUUAUACCAACCAUAUUAGAAACACGUCGUAUAGAUAAUCUUGGAAGUAAAGAACUCGAGUUGGGUUGUAAUAUAGAAGCUUAUCCACCACCAGAAAUUUUGUGGACAAAGAAUAAUAUAAUUUUGUAUACGAAUAAACAACAUCGAGUAAUGACUAAUUAUGACUGCAAUGAUGUGUAUAAUUCAACUCUUAUAGUAUCAACAGAAUCUAAUUAUUAUGGUAUUUACACGUGUCGAAUUAUGAAUAAAGUCGGACAAUUAGUCAUGACUUUUGUGGUAACAACUCCAACGGUAAAAACAAAUUUGCCAUCUGCUUAUGAUGGUAGCAAAGGACCAUAGGAUUUAAGGAAAAUUAAUUAUUUGUUCUACUUCAAGAUUACUUUAAAAAUAGGUGUCUGUAGAUAUGAUGAUUUAAAUAAUUAGUAUUUGAAAUACAAAUACAAAAGUCUCAUGCAUUGUCCAGGUCAUUGUUUUAUUAUAAAUUGAGAUAAAUUAUAUUUAAAGUUCCAACAGCAUCACUCAAGUAAAGCAAUUUAAAUCUUGUGAAAUUAAUUUUAAUAUAAACUAGAAAAUCAAAAAGUAUUGCUUGAAAAAAAUCAUCAAGGAUCAGUUUCUUAUUUAGGAUAUCAUUAAAAUAUUUUCGAUGACAAAAGAGUUUCUUGAAAAACGUAAGAAGAAAGAGAAAUUCUACUUUUCAUACACACGCAAACAAUAUAACUUCAGAAUCGUGCUCUUAUAUAAAUCAUUCUCACAUCUAUUCAACUUAUUUUUGAGUUCCAAAGCUCACACCAUAAAUAUAAAUAAUACCCAAUUUACUAAUAGCGUUGAGAUUUGUGUUCUUCUCUUCAAGGUAGCAUAUAGGUUUAUAAGAGAACGACAGAAUCGGAAGAGCCAUCAGUAAUUUCUGAGUUGCAGACCAGUGUGUUUAAGCAGAAAUUCAUCGUUUUUAAUCAUGAUGUUGAUACCCUUCGGCCUCAUUGCAAUACUUUUGCCAUCAAUAUCUUGCUUACAUUCUUUAGAAGGUCCCUAUAUUUAUGACAACCAUACCGGUAUUGUGAGUGUUGAAGAAGGGAAGUCACUAAAACUUGAAUGCUAUGCUAAUGGUGAUUUACCCAUUAUCUGGCAAAGAGACCCACUUCAUGCCAGGAACAACAAUCUGUUUUUACCAAAUGGAGAAUUACACUACACUGGAAACAUUUUAGAACUUCCAUCUAUCACCAAAGAUCAACGAGGAGAAUAUGUUUGCACCACUAGGACUUCAACUGGAAGUGCUUCCAAAUUUAUUUCAGUUUACGUUAAUUUUGCUCCGAUUAUAAAGGAAGCGCAUUAUAUAAAUCAUUUUGGAAACAGAAAACUCGAAUUGCGUUGUAAUGCAGAAGCUUAUCCAUUGCCUGAUGUCGUGUGGAUCAAAGACAAUGUAACAUUGUCUACCAAUGAGCAUCAUCGGAUUAUUGCUGGUCCUGUAUUCGUGGAUAAAUUUAAUACUAGCCUUAUAAUAUCAACAGAGUCGGAUUAUAUUGGUACUUAUGAGUGCCAAAUUGACAAUUAUCUUGGAAGUUCAACCAUGACUUUUGAAGUUACAGCUCCAUCUUUAAAAAGUUCAAACUAGAUGAUAUUUAAUUAGAAUCUACGGAAAACUGAAGCUCUUUAAUUCAAGACUAUCUUAAAAUAGAAAUAGAUAUUAAUAUUUCAGCGGUCAUUAUAUUUAAAAAUAAUAUCUUUAUAUCAAAAGAUUUAGAUGUUUUGCGUCGCAUAUCAUGAUAAAAAAAAUAGUUUUGAAAAAACUAAAAUAUAUUUCAUGUAUUGAUCAUCAAUAAAAAAGAAAUGGUAUUUAUUGUGGGUUAUUAAAAACAAAUCACCAUAAAUAAAACUAACUUUAAAUUACUAGACGACUUAUUUCGAAGGUGAAUGUUAACAGAUGUGAAAAUUUGGUCGAAUCACCCAAGUAGUGAACAAAGAGUGUCAUGAUCUGAGUCUUGUGAAAUUAACUUCAAUAUGUAUUGUCAAGUCAAAAAUUAUUAAAUCUUAUUUGUUUAGAAAUUUAUGCAAAUAACUUAAGCUCUUUUUCAAUGGAUUGCCCGGACGUUUUUCUUUUCUUUCCCACUUUGCUGUGUCUAUUCAUUCAAAACUCUUGGAAAAUACAUAUGAUAGAAACUAUUGGUCGUCUACACAUAAAUUAUUUAUUAAUGUAGCAUAUGAGUUUAUAAAAGAACUACGGAAUAGAAAAAGCCAUCAGUAAUUUUUGAAUCACAGACCAGUGAUGUGUUUGAACAAAAAUUCAUUAUUAUCAAACAUGAUGUUGAUAUAUUUUAGCUUCAUUGCAGUGUUUUUACCAUCAAUUUCUUGUUUAAAGGGUCCAUAUAUUUAUGACAAUUCUACCAUUGGUGUGGUAGUUCAAGAAGGAGAUUCACCAAAACUUGAGUGUUAUGCUAAUGAUAAUUUAUCUAUUAAAUGGCAUAGAGAUCCAUCACAUGGAAAUAAACAAAAUCUUCUUCUACCAAAUGGAAACUUAAGCUGUGAAUGUGGUAAUAUUCUGGAAAUUCCAUCUAUCACCAAAGCUCAACGUGGAAGAUAUGUUUGUAGUGCUGAGAAUAGUCAAGGAAGUGCUGUUAGAUACAUGAAUGUUGUGGUAGAAUUUGCACCAGUUAUGGUAGAAACACAUCGCAUUGAUCGUAUUGAACAAAAAGAAAUUGAAUUAUAUUGUGAAGUGAUUUCUUAUCCACCACCUGCACUUGUGUGGACUAAAAACAAUGUACAAUUGUAUGCAAGUCGGCAUUAUAGAGUAAUUACUCAUCCUACUGAAUUAGAUGAUGAAAGUAAGACUACUCUCAUAAUAUCAACAGAAUCUGAUUAUAAUGGUACUUAUGCGUGUCGAAUUGCAAAUAAACUUGGAGUUUUAGCUAUGACUUUUGAAGUAACAGCUCCAGCUAUCAAAAGAAUACUUGUUCCUGAGGCAGUCGAAUGAAUUAAUGAAAAACUGUUUUUUUUACUUUAAGAUAAUUUAAAAAAAAAAGUGUGUUCUACAAUUG
This is a messenger RNA of Chelonus insularis, 4405 nucleotides long. RefSeq names its product lachesin-like. Bases 3637 to 4341 code for a protein of 234 amino acids. The record is from RefSeq and is a predicted model, not a curated record. Gene Ontology annotation, cellular component: neuron projection. Lineage: Eukaryota; Metazoa; Arthropoda; Insecta; Hymenoptera; Braconidae. The transcript is spliced from 12 exons.